Messenger RNA from Rosa chinensis, 951 nucleotides. RefSeq lists its product as uncharacterized. Lineage: Eukaryota; Viridiplantae; Streptophyta; Magnoliopsida; Rosales; Rosaceae. The record is from RefSeq and is a predicted model, not a curated record. The transcript is spliced from 6 exons. Bases 233 to 694 code for a protein of 153 amino acids.
GCCUUCAUUACUACUUGACCGUAGUUACAGUAGAGAUCUCUACAAUCGGAUUGGUUCUGCAUUAACUGGUUGGGCACCAUCACCUUCACACCCAGGAGAGGUAACUGGGGUUCCUGUAGGUUUCAAUGCCAGCAAUGAGCAGCCUUAUCUCUCAGGACAGAGGCCUACAAUUCCGGAUGUGGCAAGAACUGACUUGGACGCCUCAAGAUAUGGCAAUGAUGUGGAGGAAGAAAUGAUUCAAGCUGCUAUUGAAGUUUCAAAACGAGAAGCUGAAAUGGGUUCUCCGAAUGUGCAAAACAGUACUCCCAAUGUAUCUCCUGGUAAUGGGCUUCCGGUUGAGAAAAUUCCUGAAGAAAAUUCAGAUUUUGAUCGUGCAGUUUUGUUGUCCUUGAAGACAGCAGAACAAGAGAAAGCAAUACGUGAGAUGCAGCUGAACGACAGGAAUCAAGAUCCAGGAGUUUAUAGUACAUGGAAGCAAGGAAGGUCAUCACAGCAAAAUGGAGCUGAAGUUGUAGAGCAGCAAUUAGUUAGUGAAGAGUCUAAGCGUGAUGGUGGUAGUCAUCUUCAGCAGGGAAAACUGGCAACUCACAGUGAUGAGUGGGGAACGAGGUCAAAUUUGGUUUACACAGUCAAUGAUAUUGAUGAGAUCCGAGCGGAAUGGGCUGAGCAUGUUUUGAAGUUCCCAGAAAAUUAAGUAUCAGCCUAUAUAUAUGCUUUUGUUUCUGGUAGGUUAUGAGCAGUAGUAGUGGCUAGGAACUGCUUUUGUGCAUUUUGACAGAACUGAUGGAAAGUGUUGAACAAAUGCAUGCAGUUGCUGUAACUACUCUAUGGAUGCUACUAGGUUUUUGUCUUAGUUAGAUUAAGAUCCGUGCAACAAUGGCAGUCAUUAAAAUCAUUUAAUGUAAAGGCUAGCAUGCUAGCUAGUUUAGUAUUAUGCUACUGAUGGGAAUG